Lottia gigantea (owl limpet) is the source of this 1794-nucleotide messenger RNA. RefSeq lists its product as hypothetical. Gene Ontology annotation, molecular function: cyclin-dependent protein serine/threonine kinase regulator activity; protein binding. Gene Ontology annotation, biological process: mitotic cell cycle phase transition; regulation of cyclin-dependent protein serine/threonine kinase activity. The record is from RefSeq and is a predicted model, not a curated record. The transcript is spliced from 8 exons. Bases 1 to 1794 code for a protein of 597 amino acids. Gene Ontology annotation, cellular component: nucleus; cytoplasm; cyclin-dependent protein kinase holoenzyme complex. Lineage: Eukaryota; Metazoa; Mollusca; Gastropoda; Lottiidae.
AUGUUAGUUCACAGUCUAAUUCUAUCAAUCUAUACCUUAUUCAUCUUUUUUUAUUUUUCAGUAUUAAAAAGUUUAGGUCAGCUACAGAAAUCCCCUGAAAAUGCCUUCAUUCCCGUCCACUGUCAACUUAGACCAAGAACAAGAAGCAGUGUCACAUUAUGGCACUUACCUGAAGAAAUUUGCUUACACUUGCUCAAACACUUACAUAUUAAAGACUUGCUCAAUAUGAAACUUGUUCAUUCCUACUUUAAUGAUCUCAUCAGUAAUAAUAAUAGUUUAUGGUCUUGUGUUCAGUUUCAUAAUUGUUGGCCAUCAUUAGGAAAUUUACAUCAUUUUCAACAUGCAGCUGAUUCUGGAAAUGUGGAGGCUUUAGUUAAACUUGGUGUGGCUUAUCUAUAUAAUGAAGGAUUACCAGUUGAAUUUGAUGAAGAAAAUAUAGCAGUAAAUGGUACCAAGGCUGCCAAAUAUUUCUCCCAGAUUGAAAAGAUGAAUAACAAUAAAAUAGAACCAUUUACCUGGUUAUUUAUCCGCCCUCCAUGGUCUAUUUCUGGUGCCUGUUGUAAAGAAAGAGUAUUUAACUUAAUAUUCAAUCUUUGUUUUUUUCAGAAUGCAGAUAAGCAGUUAGGACUAUGUGUAGCUAAAACUUUACAGUUAAUAGAGCAGGAUGAUAAACAGAGUGAUUCUAUACAUUAUUUACAACAGUCAUCUCAACUAGGAUCUGGCAGUGCUGCUUAUUUAUUAUGGCAACACAAAUAUUCUGGCAAGGUAUUUGAUACAGCCAGUGAAUUAAAUAGUAUUCGUGAAUUAAGAGAUAUUAGUUCUAUGGGAUGUCUUGAUGCCACUCUAACCCUAUGUGAUUUCUAUUCCCAUGGUAAAUAUGGUGGAAUUGCUCAAUCUCGUGCUGCCUCCUUUAUGAGAGAAACAUUUCAGUCAUCUACUCCUACAGGAACACAUAAAAUAUUCCGAGGUUCUAACAAUCUCAGUCAAGCUAUGAGAUAUAUUUUAGUUGAUUGGUUGGUAGAAGUAGCUGGUAUGAAGAAUUUCUCCAAUCAAACACUACAUACAGCAGUUAGUGUAGUUGAUAGAUUUCUAUCUGUACAGAAUGUACAUCGUGCUAAAUUACAGUUGUUAGGAGUUGCUGCUAUGGUUGUUUGUUCCAGGUUCUUAGGGAAAGAUGUAAUAACUAUUAGAGAGGCAGCCUGGUUAACAGACAAUACAUAUAAAUAUGAAGAUGUAGUCAGAAUGAUGGGAGAAAUCACAGCCUCUCUUCGUGGAAAUAUCAAACUAGCUACCAGUUUAGAUUAUGUACAAAUUGUUAAUGUAUUAGCCAAUAUGAAUGAGAAAGCCAGUUGUUUAGCUGAAUAUAUCUGUGAACUAUGUGUAUUACAGUCAGAAAUGGGCCAAUAUAGUCCUACAGAAAUAGCCUGCUCUUCUGUAUUAUUAGCUAGAUUACUGUUAAAAACAGAAACAGCAUGGCCAUCUCAUAUAGAAGAAUUCACUGGAUUCCCAUUAGAAGAUCUUAGUCGAUGUGCUUUUCAUAUUCAUGAAAAAUGUUUUUUAGAAGGGUCAGUAAUUGAUCAUAGAGAGAUAACAUUACAAGCUGUGAAACAGAAAUAUAGUGAUGAGAAAUUCCACAAUGUUAGUUCUAUUGAUAUUAUGAACUAUGAGGAACUAUGUAACAUGUUAGGAGUGACAGAUUUCUAUCUCAAUGGUUUUGAUUUAAAAUUACGGUUUCGAAACUAUGAUGAACUUAUAGUAUCACCAUGUCGAGGAAAAUCUAAAGGAAGAAGGUAA